Lutzomyia longipalpis is the source of this 8435-nucleotide messenger RNA. It is a transcript of the gene SLO2, whose product is annotated as potassium channel subfamily T member 2. The record is from RefSeq and is a predicted model, not a curated record. Gene Ontology annotation, cellular component: membrane. The coding region runs from base 1248 to 5846 and encodes 1532 amino acids. Lineage: Eukaryota; Metazoa; Arthropoda; Insecta; Diptera; Psychodidae. The transcript is spliced from 25 exons. Gene Ontology annotation, biological process: potassium ion transport. Gene Ontology annotation, molecular function: intracellular sodium-activated potassium channel activity.
UCACACUGUUUUAAAUCGUCCCCGCAAAAUCACGGUUAAAUCGUAUUUCUCUCGUAUACAGAGCACCAUUUUCAUUUCUUCAUACCCAAAUUGAUCUCUUUCACACCUUCAAGUGAAUGAGAGGAUACAGUGGCACACAUUAGAUAGAAAAAUCCUUCAAGAAAAUGCAUAAUUUUCCGUGGAAGGUUCACCGGGGAAGCAAGUGAUGCUCUCUAUGCACAAAAAAGUUUAGAAAAUAUAAAAGUGUGGUGUUUUUAAAUCCGCGUGGAUAAAAAUAUUGAUUAGUAUUUUUUUUUUCAAGCAAAAAUAAAUAUUUAUGCUACAGAUUUUGAGAUGAAAUUCGCGGAAAAAUCCACGCGAGAUCAUACCGUGAUAAAUAUGCGGAGAUAAAAAUAGAAGAAAUUCUAUUAAGUGAAAACUUUAUGAAAUGAGAUGAAAUGAAAAAAUAACCAGCGGAUAUUGAAGAAAUUAUAAGGGAAUCAGCUUUAUACAACAAAUUUCCAUAUAUUUAUCAACGGAAAAUCGAUCGGACCAACCUUUUUGAUAACAAUUUAUAUUUUAUAUACACAUCUCCGAUAAAGAAAGUGUGACACUUUAAAAAGAAAAUUCUUGGCUUUAAAACACAACAAAAUAUAAUUAAUUUUUAAACACCCUACUAAAGUGUAACGGAAAACCCAAAAGAAAAAUUAAUAAUUUAUUCGACCAAGAAAAUUCUGAGCUUAUGAAUUUUUUAUUGUCCAAUAAUAAAUGAAAAAAAAUCAAGUGGAAGUACCUAUGAGAAAAGAAAACGUAAUUUGUUAAGUAAAAAGAAAAUCUAAAACCUUAAAUGCGAUUCGUGAAAAAAGUCAAUUAAAUAUUCCUCAAAUGCCAAGUGUGUGUGAUGUUUUAUAUUGUCGUGAAAAGUGUUAGGAAAUAUACGAAAAAUUUAUCGAAGUUAUAUUAAGUGACUAUUUAGUAAAAAUAUACACCAAUAAUCUUUUAAAAAAAUUGUUAAAAACCACAUAUGAGUGUGAAUUUUAACGCUGAAUUGCCUGGGUGAAUAAUUGAUAUAAAUUGUGUUAAAAAUUGCACACAGUACUGCAUUGCUAUUGUGUGUAACAAAACAGGAAGAAAAAGAGCUCUGCUGGAAUAUUUGAGCAUCGAGAUAUUCCAUUUUCAAAGUGGACAAUAGGACGUGAAUUGUAAAACCGAAAAAGGGAAUAUAUACGGAAAACUCAUUCAACUAAUUCAAUAAAGCAACUACAAGGAUGUCGAUGUUCUUCUUCCGUCUGCACAACCUCCGACGUGAGGAGGAGAAUAAGAAGAAAAGGAAGGCAGCACAGCGCCAGAGACAGCGUCGUGGUGCAAAAGUUUUCCGUGGUGUUAACAACAUGGAUACACAUCUCACGUUAGCACCGUCGCGCCUCUUCGAGAAAACACCAAUGAAUCCAUCAGACAGUCUCGAUGAAAUUGCUCUACAAAUACCCAGAGUUCGUGUUGAAUACUACGUCAAUGAAAAUACAUUUAAGGAAAGACUGCAACUUUAUUUUAUUAAGAAUCAGAGAUCAAGUCUACGUAUUAGAAUCGCAAAUUUAUUUUUUAAAUUAUUAACUUGUGUGCUGUAUAUAGUUCGAGUAAUCGCCGACCUGGAUCCCACAUUUGCUACUUGUCACGGCUGCCCCGUAGAGAACAAGACGGAAUUUCUUGAGUCGGCUGAUCUCACGGAGGAGCAAUUCCAGGAGAACCCCAUUAUAAAUUGGGAUGCAAUCCUGUGGGUGAAUCGACCAAUUGAACUGUGGGCUGUGCAAUUUGUUUUGGCGAUUGUGUCUCUGACUGAGGCCUUGCUCCUAACAUAUCUGGGUUAUAAGGGAAAUAUAUGGCAGCAAAUACUAUCGUUUCACUUCAUCCUCGAAUUGGUCACGACAAUUCCAUUUGCACUCACGAUUUUGUGGCCCCCAAUGCGAAAUCUCUUCAUUCCUGUAUUCCUCAAUUGUUGGCUGGCGAAGAGAUCCCUCGAGAAUAUGUUUAACGAUCUUCAUCGAGCUAUGCAAAAGUCACAAUCGGCACUCUCGCAACAAUUGACAAUACUCAGUGCGACACUUUUGUGUCUCGUCUUCACCAGUGUUUGCGGAAUUCAGCACUUCCAACGCGCCGGCCAUCGGCAUUUAAAUCUCUUUCAGAGCACAUACUACGUAGUGGUAACAUUUUCUACCGUGGGAUAUGGUGACUUUGUGCCCGACAUUUGGCCGUCACAGCUUUACAUGGUGAUAAUGAUAUGCGUAGCACUUAUCGUACUACCGACUCAGCUCUCUCAAUUACGUACUCUCAAGUUCGAGCAACUGGCAUUCACGUGGAUGGAACGCCAAAAGCUGGGUGGUAGCUACUCAUCACAUAGAGCACAGAGUGAGAAGCAUGUUGUUGUGUGUUCUACCACCCUCCAUGCCGACACCAUCAUGGAUUUUCUCAACGAAUUCUAUGCCCAUCCACUUCUGCAGGACUACUACGUGGUCCUACUUAGUCCCAUGGAGCUAGAUACCACAAUGCGAAUGAUCCUACAGGUGCCAAUUUGGGCGCAACGAGUGAUCUAUAUUCAGGGAUCGUGCCUCAAGGAUGGCGAUCUGGCACGAGCACGUAUGAAUGAAGCUGAGGCGUGCUUCAUUCUUGCGGCACGAAAUUACGCUGACAAAACAGCUGCCGAUGAACAUACCAUCCUACGGUCGUGGGCUGUGAAGGACUUCGCUCCGAGUGUACCGCAAUAUGUUCAAAUCUUUCGACCUGAACACAAAUUACACGUGAAAUUUGCAGAACACGUGGUUUGUGAGGAUGAAUUCAAAUACGCUUUACUCGCCAACAAUUGCACCUGCCCUGGAGCCAGCACCCUCGUCACGCUUCUGCUGCACACCUCCCGCGGACAGGAGGGUCAGCAGAGUCCCGAGGAGUGGCACCGACUGUAUGGCAAGUGCUCGGGCAAUGAGAUCUAUCAUAUUGUGUUGGGUGAUAGUAGAUUUUUUGGUGAGUACGAGGGCAAGAGUUUCACCUAUGCGAGUUUUCACUCGCACAGGAAGUACGGUGUGGCACUGGUGGGUGUCCGACCGGCGGAAUUGCCGGAAUUCUACGAAGACACCAUCCUCCUUAACCCUGGGCCACGCCACAUCAUGAAGAAGGAUGACACCUGCUACUACAUGAGUAUCACCAAGGAGGAAAAUUCUGCCUUUGUUGUCAAUCAAAAUCAGAACAGUGGCUUAGAACCUGCGAAAGAGGCUAUUGCCAGUACGGAUAAUAAUCCGCAUUCAGCAAUCUCAAUAUCAGAAUCUAAAAUUAAUCUCAAGGAAGCAGCAACCCCAUCAUCAGCUACCACGACAAUGCUGGGACAAUCUUCGGCAGUUACCACGACAACUGGGAAUCACCUAGAAUUGCCACAGCACAGCAAUCCCAAUUUAUUGAGUCCAGAUGUGCUAAAUCAACGAAGAGGGAGUCGACGACCAUCAAUUCUUCCUGUGCCUGACAUGUUCACGUCCUCUUCCUUCAGCAUAAGCGGCAAUGAAGACGGAGAUGAAGCGGAAAGUGAAGACGAACUGGACGACGAUGUUCCCUGGAGAUCGCCAUCCGAGAAGAUAGCCUACGGAAGUGACGAUCUUCUGUCCCAGUUACAAUCUUUGUCACUCGUUUUGAGCUCGCCUGAUGAAUCGAACCAUAAUAGUAGUUCAACAACCGAUAGCAAUGAAUCGAUUCAUACAUCUCCUGCAUGGCAUGUCGACUAUUCCCGGAUCGUCAAGGGAUUUCCACCCGUAUCACCUUUCAUUGGAGUUAGUCCAACAUUAUGUUAUCUGCUCAAGGAAAAGAAACCCCUUUGUUGUCUUCAGUUGGCUCAAGUUUGUGAACAUUGUAGCUAUCGUAAUGCAAAAGAAUAUCAAUGGCAAAAUAAGACAAUCAUUUUGGCGGCAGAUUAUGCCUCAAAUGGCAUUUAUAACUUUAUCAUACCACUGAGGGCUCAUUUUCGAUCGAAGACAUCUCUAAAUCCCAUCAUCUUACUCCUUGAGAGGAGGCCCGAUGUAGCAUUUCUCGAUGCAAUAUCGUACUUUCCAUUGGUGUACUGGAUGCUGGGAUCAAUUGAUUGCCUCGAUGAUUUAUUGAGGGCCGGAAUAAAUUUGGCGGAAAAUGUGGUGGUCGUCAAUAAAGAGCUCUCCAAUUCCGCUGAAGAGGAUACUCUGGCCGACUGCAACACAAUCGUAGCUGUGCAAACAAUGUUCAAAUUCUUUCCCAGCAUCCGAAGCAUCACAGAGCUGUCUCAAAGCUCCAAUAUGCGCUUCAUGCAGUUCAGAGCGCACGACAAAUAUGCCCUACAUCUGAGUAAAAUGGAAAAGGUACAAUUCCAUGGGCACAUUCAUGUGGACGCUACCUCCUCCUCCGCCCUUAACACUGACGUCACGAGGGAGAAGGAGCGUGGCUCGCACAUCUCGUACAUGUUUCGUCUCCCUUUUGCCGCUGGAGCUGUUUUUAGUGCUUCAAUGUUGGAUACACUCCUCUAUCAGGCCUUUGUAAAAGACUAUGUGAUAACCUUCGUACGACUCCUCCUUGGAAUUGAUCAAGCUCCUGGAAGUGGAUUUCUUACUUCGAUAAAAAUCACAAAAGAAGAAAUGUGGAUCCGAACGUAUGGUCGGUUGUAUCAAAAGCUCUGUUCUACAACAUGCGAAAUUCCAAUUGGGAUUUACAGAACGCAAGAUACAUCGAUAUCGGAAUCUCAUGUGAGUAGCUCGCCAGUUGCAGAUAAAUGGAGACCAUUUGGAUCGUUUGGAAUGAAAAAUUGCGUGCGAAUGCGACCGUCGUAUGAUGAGGAAUCUGCAACACCGGGCUCCUCAACAACAAAGGGCACCGCCGAAGCUGGACUCCGCGGGGUAACCUAUCGCCCACCUCCCCUCCAUAAAUCCACCUCAUGCCUUGGUGGCUGCUCAGACCGGCGUGGCUCUGCUUAUUCGAUAAAUUUGGCCGAUGAGGCGCGUGAUAAUCAUGCUCAGCAGAUAGAACGAGCAGAAAUUGCAAAUCUCGUACGAAGUCGAAUGGAGUCCCUAAAUCUUCCGGGUGCUGACUAUGAUGAUGUCAGCGAGAAGCGCAACCACUUGUCCUACGUCAUCAUAAAUCCAAGCUGUGACCUUAAACUCGAAGAGGGUGAUAUUGUGUACCUGGUGAGACCGUCACCCUUCUCGGCGCAGAAAACCUUCGAACGCCACAACUCACGACGCAAAUCAAACAUUUCCUUUUGCUCCAAUCUGGCCGCUGCGGCGGCAGCUGUUGCGGCGAGUGGUUCACGCCGUGGCUCAGGGAUCGGGCUCAAUACCUUGGGCGGUGUGCAGUCAAUGUCCGGGUAUGCUUCACCACGUGCUCCGCCUUUAGUAACAACCAAAUCCAAUUCACUUUCAUUACCUGACAGCCCCACAGUCGUUGGACAGCAGCGUGGACGCAGCAAUUCGCUUAGGAUUGACAAUGAUAUUCUACUGAGACGCUCCAGUUCUCUGCGCCAAGGAUUACCAAAUGUUGGUAUUCAGGGCAGGAGAAAAUCCUCCCUGGAAGAGAUUGGUAUCAGCCACUUUACAACACUCAUGCAAGCCACAAACCACAGCAAUCCCAUCAAAAUUGCCCUCAACGGAAGCAUAGGGCUUGAGGUUAGUAUAAAGGUAACACCACCGGAAGAACCAUUGCCGGUACUUGGGGUUCCGUGCAUGAGUGGUGGUGGUGUCAACCCAUCGGGUUUGGGUGGUUCAGCUCUAGGCAUUAAUACUCUAGGCGAUACAACACCCAGCCCAUUGUCUGUACCACAAUCUGAGUCUGCAUCAGCUAGUCCGCAGCAUCUACAAGGGACGAUUGUAUGACCUUCACUAAACCCCACGCAUAGUUAUAACAUAAUGUGGGGCCGUCGGCUGCGCUCAGCCGUACAGAAGAACAAAUGGAUCUAAACGGUGGUAUCCAGCGUAGACCGACGGCGAUAUCCCAAAAGGGGUACAUACCCCCUCGCGUGUAUUCCACAAAUUUUGUAAGUAUCUUUAACCAGUGAAGAUUUCAGUGAAGAAACAGAAAUCAGCAGAUUAAUGCAAAUUAAGGUAAAAAAGAAAAUCUUAAAAGUAGAGUCAUUACUAAAAAAAAUUAUCAAGUCGAAUGAAACUAAUAUUCAAUGAAUAUUAGAGUUUAGAAAUGUGUUUUGGGAACAAUUUGUAGCGAUGUAGAUGAAAAAAGAAAUUGAUACAAAAAAUCUGUGAAUAAAGUUGAUGAAUCAGAGUGUAUAAAAAACGUUACAAUUUCCUAUUUAUUCAACAAACUCUGGGUUUUGAAACAAAAAUAAAAAAAUAUAAAAAAGAGUUAUCACACAGAGAAAACAUGUUUUUUCAUAUCCUAAAAAAAAGUUUUAAAAGAAAAGCAAGUUAGAGUAGAGAAUCUCAUAAUCUUACAUAGAAAUUUAAAGAUAAAAGAAAGUGAGAAUGAGACGCGAUAGAGAAGAUAGAAAUACAUAAUGUAAUGUAAAUAUUGUAAAGAAAAAAACACACUUUGGCUGCCUAUUUUUUAUUAAUUAUUUUUGGUAUAGCGAGGAAAUCUCUUUAUCAAAAAAAUAUAUAUGUAGGAAUUAGGUUACUCUCGUUUCAAAGUCACAACAUAUUAAUACCAAAAUAGUUAGCAAAUAAAGAUACAUAAUACACAUUUAGAUUGCCUGGCGUACCAAUUAAUUGUGUAAUUUAUUCGUAAUCAUAACGUGGAUCAUACCAAAAGAAAAUGUAUAAAAAGACAAGGUAAAUAAAUUCAUAUAAAUUAUGUAUAUUAAAUGAAUAUUUUAUCGUAAAAAAAAACAAUUAGUUAAAGAGAACAUAAAAAAAGAUCAUCGACUGACCAUUGAAAUAAAAGUCGGUAACGCUUUGGUAUACUGUGAACGCUUUACUAACUUACAAAUUGGGACACAGAAAAAAAAUUGAUAACAUAAUGGAACGAUAACUAGGUGGUUUUUGGAAAAUAAUAGAAUUCUAAUACAGCAUAGGGGAAUUUUAUCAAAAGAAUGAUGUAAGGAAUAUAAUUAUUACUAAAUUAAGACGUUAUCCCAAAAAGAAAAUCUUAAUUUAGCAGCUUCAUUAAAAUUUGUUAAAGUAGCAAAAAUGAAGGAAACUUUUAUGUAUCAAAGUAAAUAUAAAAUUAAAUUUUAUGUAAACUUACUGCUAAAUCUCCUAUAGAAACUAUAUUUUAGAUAGGAUUGAGAAUGAAAUGCAAUACAGACUCUCUGUUUGGGUACCAAAGUUAUAUGAAAGAUUUAUUGAAUAAUACUAUAUAGCAAUUUACAAAAAAAAGAGCUUUUUCUUUAUUAGAGCUUUGCAAUUGGGCUUAUUUUAAUUUUCAAUCUUCAAUUAAUAUUCUUAAAGGAGUUUAUCCGUUCAUGAAUGAAAAAUCCUCUCUUUUGAUGAAACAAUCGAACAUAUUGUAAUCUCUUAUUAUAGGAUAAAAAAAAAAUUUAAAUUCUCCACAAAAGUAUUUCUAUUUUCAACCGUAAAGAAUUACACAAAGAGGUAAAAAAUGACUUCACAAUUUUGUUUUUUGUCUCUUUAAAAUUUUUAUGCUCAUGAAUUAAAAGGGUCUAAAAAGUAACGUCAUUUUAUACAUUUUUGGGAAAAUCCUUAAUCCGAUGUUUCCUAGUAAUCCUAGUUAAAAUGGGAAAUCUGUUCAAAGAAUUAUUAUUCUAUUUUGAUUCCUUGAAAGACUAUGCACGUUCUAAUUGUUUCUUAGAAUAUUAGAUUUUCACUAUGGGAAGCGGAUAAACUCCUUAAAGCUCUUAAGGACCAAUAAAAAUGUCUUUUUUUAAACUUUUUUUUUGUCUUUUUUUAAAGGGUUGAUAUUUAAUUAAAAAAAAAAUUGAAUGAAACUUUGUGAAUUUUUUACAUAUCUCAUCAUAACGAUGAAGUUAUGAAAAAAAUAAUUUUCCAAUAUAUUUUGUUUUUUAACAAUUCAAUAUUCCCAAUUCGAUCAAAUACAGUUCUUUAAAGAAAAAGCAUUUUAUUGCAUAAGAUCUUAUAGUAUUAUUCAUGUGAUUUACUGAAGACGGUGCUACGUUAUUAUUUCACAAUUUCACGCGCUAUUUUUGCGAUAAUGCUCAAAAAAUUUUGUCCAAAAUUCACCUAAAACGUUUGACUAUAUAUCACCAUAUAGUGGCUGGAUAUGGAUAUUAUAUUAAAAAAAAGAAGCACAUUAAACUAUCACAAUGUGAAAACACAAAAUUUCGAAAAGCACACACUUUUUUCACCAAAUAAAUUCUUUUUUGCAAAAUUUCUUUUUUAAUAACCUUUAUAAUAUGUAAAAAGGCCUUAGAUGCGACAUUGUUGAGAAAGAAAAGCAACUAAAUAUUAAUACAUAAUGAAAAUGAAAAGUCAAUGUCUCACAGAAAACCAAAAUCAGAGAGAAAAGAAAAUAUUUAAAACAAAAAUUAAAAA